This is a messenger RNA of Linum trigynum, 924 nucleotides long. NCBI's taxonomy places the organism in Eukaryota, Viridiplantae, Streptophyta, Magnoliopsida, Malpighiales, Linaceae. The record is from the annotation of a GenBank genome assembly.
AUGUCUUUUACUCGGAACACGACUGUUCAACACAUCCCUGACAUCCCCUGCAUUCCUACUUUCAAGUUCACUUUCACGAAAGCAAGUGAUAUUACAUCUAAGAAAGAGAAAAAAAAUCCUCUCAGGUUAAUCCUUCACCCCAUUCUGUUUUUGCCUUCACCCCAGUCUGUUUUUGCUGCUCAACAUUCAAACGUCAUCAAAACAAGCAAUAUUACCCGGAGGACCAUUCGAAAGGAGCAGCAAAUGAAGCUAAUUGAGGGAGAUGUUGUCAAAAUUAUACUGGUUGUAACUGUUGUUACUGUGCAUGAAUACAAAGAGGAACUAUCAUUUUCUUCUUCCGGGUCUACAGUUUUGUAUGAUACUCCUGAUGUCCAUGCAGUAACUGCUUUCACCACUAGGAAUGUGGAACCAGAACUCCCCAUCUUUGUAGAACAGGCUGCAGUCAUCGAAAUCAAGGCUGGAUGGUGUGAUAUGUGCUGCCCUAGCUGUGUCUAUAAGCCGAUAAAAAGGCAGAGCCAAUCUUUAUGUGUAAAAUGCAACAAAAAUACACUAGUCAAGGCUGCCAGGUACCGUGUGAAGCUUGAGGUGCAAAGCGAGUCUAACUCAGCAACCUUUAUCAUCUUUGACUAUGAAGCGCACCGAUUCUUUGGAAUCAGUGCUAAUGAAAUUUUCGACAAGACUGGCCAAAACAAUACUUCACUUCCUGAACAACUCCUCGAGAUAGUGGGUACCACAAAGGAAUUCCAGGAGAAAGAUUUGCCCCUGCACAAGGAUGAAUCCUCUUCAUUUAUUACCACUAGUAGCGAGUCAUACCAACCUUCACCUGAUGCAAACCAAAUUGGCAACCCUGAAGAGUCUUAUGGAGCAGUCAAAGGUCCUGACAGUUCUGCAAACAAGCUGAAGAGAAAGAUGCCAUUGGAGUGA